AUGUUUCAGACACCCCCACAGUCUCCCGCCAAGGACUUACAAAACACCCAGCUUACUCCUGCAAUCACCGACACUCCUUUCAAACAGGGUAGUUCCACAAAGUUCCCCUGGACAACCAAUGCGCGUUGCCGGCAUCUCACAGUCAAUGCUAUGGGCGCAGAGAUGAAAAAUUAUUGCGUUGGCCCAAUGCCAGUCCAGGAAUUUCUUGAGCAGUUCCUACCGACUUCAGAGAUACCAGAUCUCCCCGCGUUAACCUUCAAGAGUGGCAUAUUUGAUAGCACAAUCUCUGUCAAAGAUGAGGUGCUGGCUUAUGAACCAUUUAUUGGCACUUUGAAAUCCUUUGCCCCCGCUUUAUCAUUCGUCGACACUUCCAAUCAUGCAGACACAAAGCUUUCUCAAGCAUUCUCAUUCGCUGUCAAGCCGGACAUCAGCAUAUAUGCUGAUGGAACAUCCCACGGCUGCGAUGUUUCUAUCGCAGAAGUUCUCGUCGAAUUGAAGUGGGCUGCCGUUCAUGAUGCCUUUUGCGACCCUCCUCUCGACUCGAAGGACAAAUCCUCCUUUAUCAACCAGACCAUGAAGGGCAUGGACACGUUAGGACAAAUCACGAGCUACGCCGCAGCCCAGCUUGGCGCUCAAUACCGUACCCACGCUUUCUCGGUCCUGAUUGUGCGCAAUCUCGCUCGCAUCAUCAGAUGGGACAGGGAGGGAGCCAUUGUUACUCGUGCCUUCAAUUACAACAAAUAUCCACACUUAGCCGACUUUUUCCAUCGUUUUUCACAAGCAUCGCCUGCAUUGCGUGGCGUUGAUACAUCAGUGACGCCCGCUAGCGCCGAGGAGGCCAUUUGCGCACAGUUGAAGUUAAACCUUCAUGCUGACACGCGCAUGUUCAAGGUUACCAUCCCUGCUGCUGAGGGUGUUGGUUCAUUCACGUUGAUUAUUCCUGCACCUGUUGCCCGUGGUCUUUCGCCUGUUGGCCGUAGGACACGUACAUGUCCUGCAUUUGACCUUGCCAACGACAAGAUCGUCAUGUUCAAGGACUCUUGGCGGGUGUCAUUGCCCGAUAUACUACCAGAGGGUGAAACUUACAAACUCUUGAAGGAUGCCAACGUUCGCAAUGUCGCGACAUGCAUUGCAUGUCAUGAUGUACCAUCUCUCCCUCAGCAACGCACGCAAACUUUCAAGUUCAGGAAGGCUUCAUGGGCGUGUUCCCAUGACGAUCUCACUCCACAUAUUCAUUACCGUCUGGUUCUCAAUCUUGUUGGCAAGCCGUUGAUACACUUUACGAGCUCUCGUGAAGUUGUCCAAGCUGUUCGUGAUUCACUGAUUGCCCAUGAGGACGCAUGUAUCAAGGCGGGCGUGUUACAUCGAGACCUCAGUGUUGGAAAUGUGGUCAUGCAUGACGCCAUUGGCAUCCUCAUAGAUUGGGAUCUUGCAAAGUUACUCAGAAUUCAGGGUCCUCGACAAAUCACACGCACGGGAACCUGGCAAUUCAUGUCUGCCAACCUUGUCGAACACAAAUAUGCCAUGCAUACCGUCGAGGAUGACCUCGAGUCCAGUUUUUACGUCGUUUUAUGGAUCGCUUUGAUGUACACAGAGAGUUAUAUGGACACCCCCACUCGGUCGCUACUCAUGAAGCAGGUCUUCGAGGCUGAGGAGAUGGACGGGAUCGGAUCCAACUCAAAAUCGGCUUUUCUCAUCUCGAGACGGCAAAUCGCCGGUGAUGUGUUUGUUGGGCGCAAAGCGCUUGACAAGCUUGUCCUUGCACUUGCUGAACUCUUCGCUCUUCGGUACAUUUUGACCACCGAUGAGGAUCAGGCUGUAUUCGACAAAACAUUCCCGUGCCUGGAGUCCACAAUUGGGACUCCUACUCAUGAAAUUCUCCUCAUGAACUUGAACGCAAAUACUGCUUACAAGAAGCAGGCAGCCAUGGAGACUUUGAGGUCACAUUCCAAGAUCAUCGCUAUUUACAAUGACUACCUCGCAUUAGAUGCUUGGCUUCCUCAUGAGGUUCCCAAACUGCAACCUCUCGUUGACGAUGAAAAGCGCAAGCCACAGGAAUUCUUCACAAAGUCACAGCACCCCUCCCGGGUACUAGUUACUCCAACUGGGAAGAGACAGAGGUUGAACCCGGACUUGGACUCAAGCCACUCUUAUGGCUGA
Molecule: messenger RNA, 2160 nt
Organism: Suillus paluster
Lineage: Eukaryota; Fungi; Basidiomycota; Agaricomycetes; Boletales; Suillaceae
Exons: 4
Coding region: 1-2160 (719 amino acids)
Source: RefSeq, a predicted model, not a curated record